Messenger RNA from Morchella sextelata, 369 nucleotides. RefSeq lists its product as uncharacterized. The record is from RefSeq and is a predicted model, not a curated record. The coding region runs from base 1 to 369 and encodes 122 amino acids. The transcript has a single exon. Lineage: Eukaryota; Fungi; Ascomycota; Pezizomycetes; Pezizales; Morchellaceae.
AUGCAUAUCAACAAUCCAUACUUUGCAGACUACAAUAGGACAGCGAAAUCGAUUUUGGUAUCGGCUGGGUCAACAGACUUCAUUGGACGGCAUCGAUUUGACAAAUUCCAUGUCAAACCACCUAAAAGCGAGCGCAGAAGGCUUAGGUACGAUAGAGAAGAGGAUUUCGACCCAAUCGACGACGUUAUGGGCUUUCUUAUGCCCCCAGACGACGCCGACAACGAAGCAUCUCAACCUCCAGCGGGAUAUGUCGAUUUCCCGGAAGGCGUAUUACUAGGGCAGGGAUUAGGCAGAGCGAAGGGGGUGCCACUUAAGCACCUAAUACCCCCUCCUUCAAGCACAUUUUACCCAGAUACCCAAAAGCGUUGA